AUGCUAUCUUCAGCGCUUUUUCUUGUUCUUUCGUCUGUCUCCUUCGUCGCGGCCAAUGGCGCCGGCCAGCCUGUUCGUCCUGGCGACAUCCCUGGCGACAUUGCCAACGUCGGAAACAAUCGGUACACAGCACGAAUGACGUUCGGUCACGACAAAACACAGUCCGUAAAUGUCCUACUCGACACUGGAAGCACUGACCUCUGGAUACAUCCGGCCGGUGGCAUGAAAGCAGAGUUCACGAGCACCGGCGUCACCCACAAAAUUACUUAUGGCGGCGGCUCCUACAUCAAUGGCAUGAUCGGUCUGGCUGAGAUCAAUAUAGCAGGCUUCACGAUCGGUAAACAAGCUUUCAUCAAUGCCUCGGAGAGCUAUCACCAAGACUUAUGCAAUGAUGCCAAUGAUGUCUGUGGCCUUGUUGGUCUCGGCUUCGACUCUCCAAAGCAAGGAAUCCAGCACGCACUCAUUGCAGCUGGAAAAGAUGGCGCUUCCAUAGGGAAGUCUGUUCUUUCCAAUAUAUACGACGCCAACCCGACUAUGCCUCGUCUAUUUGGACUUUCACUAUCUCGUGGUGGAGACUCCGCUGUUGGUGCAGACGAAGUCAGUUUGGCCAUCGGACAAUGCGACCCCAACUAUGAUAAUGUCCGCAACAUGCCAAAAUUCCCGGUCUAUCCUCCUGGCGCACUGAGCUGGCACAUUCUUGCUCGUGGUGCCCAGGUCAACGGUCAAGACAUUGACUGGUUAGCAAACGAUGCUUCUACACCGUUCGGUCACCAUGUUAUCGGCUUGGAUUCUGGCACCACGAAUAUUUUGCUACCGCCUUACAUCCGCGACGCGGUCUACUCCAAAGUUCCUGGAGCAGCGCUGGCAAAGAAUUCCAAGCUUCAUAACUCCCAUUGGAGCAACGAUACAGAUGUGUGGGUCAUUCCUUGUGAUACGCCCGUGAACUUCACAAUGGUCUUUGGGCAAGUUCGUUUUAAUGGCGACUCAGGGAUUGAUAGCUACAUUCCGUAUCACGUGCAUCCCCUCGACAUGACGGACAUGUAUGUCAAAAAGGGUCCCGAUGGCAAGACCUACACCAUUUGCGUUGGUUCAGCAACCAAUGGUGGAUCUAUAACUAGUGGAAAGACUGACGGUCUUUUUGGUGCAAGCUUUAUGCGAAACGUCUACUCUGUCUUUUCCUUCGGUGACACUAUCAACAACACCUCUCCCAAUGGCGCACCUCCUUAUAUCCAAUUGCUAUCCAAGACCAACUCAGCGGAAUGGGCGGCUGGUGAUUUUGCGGCUGUCCGUGGACCAAAUGUAGCGAUGAGCACACGCAACGCACCAGAGCUUGCGCCAACGGACUUGAUUAUGCUAUUCGACGGCAAGGCACCGGCAAUGACGGGGCCCAGCACGAGUGGCUCAACACCGUCUCGGCCAAAUCCCGGCUCGGGCUCUUCAUCUGGCUCCCAAAGCUGCCCCACAAACUUCAAAAAUGCUGCUGCGCUCUCUGAAUCGUCGAUGGGAGGUCCUUCCUCCUCUAUGGACAAAUUCAUCCCCGUCAUCGUCGGUCUACUUGUUGCCAACCUCGUCGUCGGACUUGUUGUCGUCGCAUUCUCAGUGUUGCGAUACAUCCGAGAGCGCAGAUCUGUCGGGGUGUCGCGGAGUAGCUCCCUGAGGACGCUUUAUGCACCUGUCAUGACGCGCGAAAAGGAGGCUGACGCGCUGACAUAUGAACCUGAGCGGCCAUAUUCGGAUCGCACUUGA
Mycena indigotica is the source of this 1746-nucleotide messenger RNA. RefSeq names its product Six-hairpin glycosidase. The record is from RefSeq and is a predicted model, not a curated record. Gene Ontology annotation, biological process: proteolysis. Lineage: Eukaryota; Fungi; Basidiomycota; Agaricomycetes; Agaricales; Mycenaceae. The transcript has 6 exons. Gene Ontology annotation, molecular function: aspartic-type endopeptidase activity. Bases 1 to 1746 code for a protein of 581 amino acids.